Molecule: messenger RNA, 1716 nt
Organism: Wyeomyia smithii (pitcher-plant mosquito)
Lineage: Eukaryota; Metazoa; Arthropoda; Insecta; Diptera; Culicidae
Product: nucleolar protein dao-5-like
Exons: 3
Coding region: 258-1049 (263 amino acids)
Source: RefSeq, a predicted model, not a curated record
UAAACUGUGGGUAGGCAGGCAGCAAGCAGCCCGACCGACCGAGUGCAAUUCUUUAAUUCCGAACAGGAGCGCACCAAACCUAUAAAAGCGGCGGAGAGUGCUGGGGUACGCGUCAAACUCUUCCUCGUUAUCAAAGCGCAUAGAAGGCAUUCGAAAAUCCACUGAAAUACCGAACGUUUGGAAGAAUCGCAGCCGAAAUCUUAACAAUUCAAACCUUGUGAUAUUAAUUGUAAAGCAACGUGAGAACGAAUCUCAGAAUGAAAACCCAACUAGUACUGUUCGUGGCAGUGUUCGCUAUCGUGUACACAUCACCCCUGCCGCAAGCAGUUGAAAAUGUGAAAGCUUUGGAACCAUCAGUAGACGUGGCUGCCGAACCGGCACCAGUUGCGGAGGAAACAACUGCGGAAGCUAAAAGCGCUCCCGCAGCUACGGAGACGGUCACGGACGUACCGACCGAGGCUCCCGCUACUACAGAUGCAGCUGCCGAUCCGGCACCCGUAGAGAAUGCCGCAACUUCAGUUGCCGAUAGUAACACUGUCGAAGAAGUUCCAGAGGUACAAGCCAAAUCCGGAAGCGAAGCUGCUGCUACACCAGCUGCCGAGACAAAAGAGGUGAACUCCAAUGCCGUGGAUACUGACACUGUUAAGUUAGCUGAUGCCGUUGAACCGGCCGCUAUUGCCUCUGAUGAAGUAGCCCGCGUCGUUCGCACCAACACAGAAGACGAAGCAAAGAAGGAUGUCGUUCAAAAUCUCGAACAAGAAACCGGGGAAGCCUCCGUAACCACUGCAGCUGCUCCAGCCGAAGAGAAACCCGUUGAACAAACGGAAGCUAAGUCAGCGCCUGUCGAGGAAGCCGCUAAGCCUACGACAGCUGUGGUGACAGAAGCUACCGCUGAACCUACCGUAGCCGUUACAACACCCACUACCGCUACUGACAACAAAGCGGAAUCUGCGGCAGCUGCUGUAUCACUCGCUGUAACAACCAAACCCAAGCAAGACAGCUCAGAAGAAAGUAAAGAAAGCCAGGAAUCAGACGAGGAAAAACCGUAAACUUAGCACACAACAUUUGAACGAAGCCGCAUCGAGAGUUAUUGUGCCAAUUACACUUACCUCCUAGAUUGUAUUUUUCUCCCUUCAUCACACCAAAAGGCUUUGCUCAGAACACAUCCUCUAAUACGCAUGUUGCAAUCCUGAUAACGCCUUAGGAUGCAAAUAACUAUCAUUGCAGAAAAUCAAUCGAAACAACGACAUCCCUGAUCAGAACAAAAGCACAACUGUUUUAACUAAAACCAACACUUAGGCGUAAAGCAACCACAAAACUUUCUACGAACAGCUUAGAAAUACGAUAAAAUCCUAAUCGAAAGCCUGCAGAAUUUGACUAGCGAGAUGCAGUUAACUUAACGAGUGUUGAAAUAGAAUCAACUUACACAUUUGAAGGCUUGUGAGUUUGCAAAAAAAACACUGAUGGCAACGGAACGCGGUGCGUGAACUGCACACUUCAUCGGGUCUUUGCGGCAAAGCGAACACAGCUCCCCCAGUGAGUAGACUUUGCAAUUACAGACAGGUGGCUGUUGUAGCGGGCCAAAUAUUCUCCCAAGUCAAUUCAAUUCGAAACCCCCUAAUAGCGAACUUCUGUGUAGACUGAAAAUUAUACAAAAAAGUACAUGACAAAUGUAAAAUCGAGGUGUAAUAAGUUAAAUACAUUUUAAGUUAUUAA